Bicyclus anynana (squinting bush brown) is the source of this 1050-nucleotide messenger RNA. Its product is annotated as lysophosphatidylserine lipase ABHD12-like. Gene Ontology annotation, cellular component: endoplasmic reticulum membrane. Gene Ontology annotation, molecular function: monoacylglycerol lipase activity; phosphatidylcholine lysophospholipase A1 activity. Bases 1 to 1050 code for a protein of 349 amino acids. The transcript is spliced from 9 exons. Gene Ontology annotation, biological process: monoacylglycerol catabolic process; phosphatidylserine catabolic process. The record is from RefSeq and is a predicted model, not a curated record. NCBI's taxonomy places the organism in Eukaryota, Metazoa, Arthropoda, Insecta, Lepidoptera, Nymphalidae.
AUGACAGCAAAUUUAUAUUUCAGAGUGAUAUUAAUGACGGGCGCCUCUCUGACCGCCGGCGCGUUGUUCUUGCAAGCGGCGGUACUGCCCCUACUCUUCAAAUAUAGCAAAGGCGUGCAGAGGAAAAUUGUCUUUUCCAACUGUAUAAACUAUCCUAAACACCUAGACUUCAAACAUCCUUUGAGCUGCAACGUGCUGGGCUGCAGACACUUCAACAUUGAGUUUUACUCUCGCGUGGAUCAUUGUGACAUUAAGUUGGGUGUAUGGCACAUAGCGCCUUAUUCCUUGAUCCAAGAUCUCGUAUUGGAGUGUGACGAACUGCGUGUGGAUGAACGAUAUAUGGACGGGUUGAAGAAACGCGGGAGCACUGUCAUACUGUACUGUCAUGGUAACUCGAACCACCGCGCGUCUCCGCACCGCCUGCAAAUGUACAAGGUGCUCCAGGAGCAGAAUUAUCACGUCAUCACCUUCGACUACAGGGGGUAUGGCGACUCGACAGACAUCCGGCCGACCGAGAGGGGCGUGGUGGAAGACGUGCUCCAGGUUUACUCGUGGCUGGUGGGCGCGUUUGACCACGACCAGAAGCCGCUUGUGGUGCUGUGGGGACAUUCACUAGGCACGGCCAUCGCAGCUAACCUAGUGUCCAACAUGUCGGAUCUGUGCCAGCAGCGCCGCCUGCCGACGCUACCGCCGCCCGACGCGCUGGUGCUGGAGGCCUUCAACAACCUCGCCGAUGAGAUUGAGAGCCAUCCUCUGUCCAAGUUAGUGCCCUGGCUGCCAUAUUACAAGAGUCACUUCGUGAAGCCCUUCACCGUGUCCUCGGAGUACACCUUCGCCACCGACCGGUACCUGAGCAGCGUGCCGCGACUGCCGGUCCUGAUGAUGCACUCGCGGAGGGACAGGAUAGUGCCCUUCCAUCUGGCUAUUAAGUUAUACAACAGUAUCAUCGCGUCCCGAGCUAGUGAUGGGGCAACGCUAGAACUGCACGUAUUCGACCGCGGGCAUAACGACCUGUGCGCCGCGCCCGCCAUGCCGCGCGUCGUCGCGUGA